Molecule: messenger RNA, 1470 nt
Organism: Periconia digitata
Lineage: Eukaryota; Fungi; Ascomycota; Dothideomycetes; Pleosporales; Periconiaceae
Source: the annotation of a GenBank genome assembly
AAACACCCGCUUCAAUUUCACCACAUCUACCCCGCCAUGGAGACCUACCACGGCCAUGUACGCACGCCUAAUGAUGCGAUAUUACUUUUCGAGGCUUGCCGAAUUGGAUUGCUGCCUCGCGUCCAGCGCCGUUUGUCGGAGAAAGAGCGCCAGCAGAUCAAGUCCGGAUCCGUCUUCGUCUGGGAUGAGAGGGAAGCUGGUAUGAGGCGGUGGACGGAUGGCAAGUCGUGGAGCGCCAGUCGAGUAUCCGGCAGUUUCCUCACCUAUCGAGAGAUGGAAGGCAAGCGCGGAGGAAGCAACCUGAGCCAGCCAGCGCCGAAACGAGCAAGCGGCAAGUCGCCAGAUGGCUCGGCAACUGGAGAUUCGGAAGGCGAGGGCCCUGACGGUUACCGGUACAAACCAGAUGGUCUGAUGAAACAGUCCUUCAGCAUUACCGCGUCCAGUGGCCAACAUCUCCAUCUUAUCAGCUACUACACUCGCUCCAACAACCAGCCGUUGACACAGCCUUCCACCGAUCCGUCUCUGCGACACAUUCGUCCUCCCAAGAACAUGUAUCCGGAAUCAACCGUGAAUGAGACGCCAACUGUACCUGCUGUAACCCGAGGCCCCAUGCCUGGCUCGCCUUACUCCUCUACGCCGCACUCCAUCACUCCAUCUUCGCCCUACCAGCGCCCUGGACCACACCAGCAGCCUGUCUAUGUACCCGUAUAUCACCCUCCACCCACUCCACCCAAUGCUCCAUCGCCUUAUCAGCAUGCCUACUAUGGUCACCACCCGCAAUACCAGUACUUCCCCUACGCUGGAGUGAUAUACGCGCCUCCAAACUACCCCCACCCUGCGCAAGGCCACGUGUUUGACCGCCCGCCUCAGAUGGGCGGUUCUCCCCUGCACCAUCCUCCCCCCGGGCAUUCUAUUAUGGGCGCGCACCCUGGACACCCGGCUCAUCCACCACAAUAUGUCCAUGGUGGACCACCGCGACCAUUACAACAGUCGGAAAUGCCACAACAUGCUCAGCACCCUCAACAUCCUCAACAUCCUCAACAUUCCCAACCUCCUCCCAAUCCCAAUCAUGUUGCGGCAGCAUCGCACGCGUCAAUUCCAGAGCAGGGCCCGCAAUUGCCUGCUAUUAAUAACCCUACGACAAGCACACCCAAUGCAGGACCCAAGCCACCUACACCGCAACCAUCUGAGCAGCGAGCGCAAGAGUCGCAAACGAACGCGGAUUCGAAUAAUGCGACGGCGGGUACGGAGAACGCACCUGCACGUACCAUCCCGAAGAUUGGAUCUAUUCUGAAUAACCAAGAUCAUGCGCCAGAAAAUCAAGGCAACAGCCGAUCGGGAAGCAAGAGUCCAAACAACUCUCAACCGCCGAUUCGCGAGCUUCCCCCGGACCGGCUUGCAAGCAUGAGCGCAAGUACUGAUACACGGGCUCUCGACAAACUCAACAGGAACAUGUUUGUACGAACAUAG